Molecule: messenger RNA, 5375 nt
Organism: Etheostoma spectabile (orangethroat darter)
Lineage: Eukaryota; Metazoa; Chordata; Actinopteri; Perciformes; Percidae
Gene: hhat
Product: hedgehog acyltransferase
Exons: 13
Coding region: 1303-2808 (501 amino acids)
Biological process (GO): protein palmitoylation
Cellular component (GO): endoplasmic reticulum
Molecular function (GO): palmitoyltransferase activity
Source: RefSeq, a predicted model, not a curated record
AGCUAAGGUUAACUCCAGAAGAUGGCAGUAGUGCAACAUUAAGGACGUAAGAUGCCGUUAAAACCUUAAGAAGAAGAAGAAAACCAUGUUCCUUUGGUUCAGGCGCAGAGGCUCUAUCAGACUGUACAGUCUACAAUUUACAGCAUCGCAAUUGACACAGGCCAAAUACUAUUAGGUAACACUGCAACUUGUUCAAGAGGCUAACUUAUGUAACGUUAGCUAACUUGCAUUCGGAAGUUGUCAGUAGCCUUACAAUGUGGGAAUAAAACGAAAGAUUGAAUCAGCACCAAAACUUGAACAAACACGGUGACUUGGUUUUACUGGUCUUGUAAUAAUCUCAAAUGCCAAGACGAUGCUGAGGAACGGUAGCAGCUGGUUUGGUCACUGAACUAGCUAGCUAGCUAGCGAACAAAAAUAUCCUUCUAAUUUCGUCUCUAUCUGCAGCAGCGUUACCUAGCAGCGGCAGGGUUUGCUAUUUGUCAACGGUUUGGCAUACUUCGCGAUGUAGCUAGCUAUCUGCUGCUUUCACGCGUUCCCACAAUGGUCCUUUUUCUCGUCUUUAAACUAACGCUAAGUCGUUAUGUGGAGAAACAAAGUGACUUGGUCUUACUGGUCUACAAAGAGGAUGUGUUGUGUUGCAUUGCAUUGCUCAGAUCUCGAAACCAUAUACGCUACGUAGCUAUGUUUCCAGUUUAUUUCCACUUUGAAGCUUUAGCGUUAUAGUAUUUGAUUUUGUCAGAGUUAUUACAGCACCAGAACAACUAAAAUAUCCAACGUUAUGGCUAACGUUCCACCAUGGAUGUAUGAGACCUCUACACUAGUAAAAUAACUACAUUGCUUUACCUGACUUAUCAGUUAAUGGUGAAAAGUAACUUUUCACUCUACGUGUACAGCAACCUCAAUAUUCCAGUACCAUAUUAGAAAUGACUGAAUUUGCAAUACGUGAGUUAAUAAAAUGUUAUCUUAUCAGUAACAUUUACUUUCGUCCAAGUGAUAUAGCAAAAAUGUCGCCGACUUCGGAGUCAUUCCAGCUUGAGGGGUUAUUCGCGUAAUUGUCCCCACUAGGGGACUCAUUUUUACGAUUAUUCUGAAACCACGUCAUUGAUGAUACUUCAGUCAAUACGAUGAAAAUAAUUCCAAAUACAUAGGUCUCAUUUUAAAUUUGUUUUGUUACUUCUGUCAGCAGUGGCGUACCUCAAUUUGUUGUUUGAUGUGGUCAGAUAUGUUUCAAGACUUUAUGAUGGAGCUAAAGACAAGAACAUAAUUGGACAAAAAUGUGCACUAGGACAGCAACUUUUCCUGAUGACAUGUAAAUCAAAGGCCCAGUUGGCACCCCUGCCAUGGACAGAGAUCCUUGUAUAUUGGGUGCUGUCCUUUGGCUCUCAUUUGUACUCGUUCUACCAACUGCACAGGUUCUCUAAAGAGCAUGAAGCAGGAUUAGAAAGAGAAUUCCUGUUGGGAAAAGGCCUUGUUACAGGUUUUAAAAGGGACCUAUCAGACUUUGAGUGGACUUUCUGGACAGAAUGGGCUAAGAAGUCUUUGCUGUGGACUCUGAUUGGUCAUGGCUUGAUAUCGAGAUUGACCAGCAUCUUUUACCCCAAGUUCAGGGUGCCAGCACUCACAACAUAUGGCCUCUUAGCAGCCAGCAGUGUGUUGGGGAUUAAAGGUGUGAGUGUGCUGCUGGUACAUCUGGGCCUGUCCUUUUCAGUGGCCCAACUGCAAAAGCCUGCUCUGUCAUGGGCCUGCAACCUCCUGCUGCUUUCCACACUUCACAUCCAACCACUACAAGAGAUCCAGAGAGGCUGGUAUAAGACUGAGGAGGAGUACUAUCUGCUACUGUUCAGUGUUGCUGUCUGUGGUCUACGCUUCAUCAGCUUUAGCCUGGAGCAUUGCUGGUGCCCUCCAGACCAUGGUGGAGUUGUGCAGCUCGGUUGGUUGUUUUCAUACACCUUCUAUCAUCCUUUUUUCUACAAUGGACCCAUCGUCACGUACAAGGACUACGUUGAGCAGAUGCAGAGACCUGCUGAGAAGUGUGACAGGGACGAAUCUGUUUUUAGGUACUCGGUGCUCAGAUCAGGACGGAUCAUACUGUGGUGGUGCAUUGCAGAAUACAUGAUCCAUGUAAUGUACAUGCACUCCAUCCAGUCUAAUGAGACCUACUUAGAAUUCCUUCCUCCCUGGGCCUUGGGCGGUCUGGCCCUGGCCCUCGUCCAGUUCUUUUAUGUGAAGUAUCUGGUGCUGUUUGGCUUUUCAUCCAUGCUGGCUACUUUAGAUAAACUAGUCCCCCCAAAGCUUCCUCGUUGUGUCAGCAUCAUGUACAGUUUCACAGGGAUGUGGAGGCACUUCGACAAGGGCCUGUAUCGAUGGCUCAUCAGAUACAUCUAUGUGCCGUUGGGAGGUUCACACCAUGGUCCUCUACACAAAAUAGUAUCCACUGGCCUUGCAUUCGGAUUUGUAUGCCUCUGGCACGGUGGCCAUGACUACUUGCAGUACUGGGCCCUGAUGAAUUGGGCUGGAGUUCUGGUGGAAAAUGGACUGAAGUCUUUCUUUGCUUCAUCUUUUAUUCACUCUAAUGUUAAGCAGAAUUUAUCUGCGGCGAUGGAAAGGCGCUGUGUUGCCCUUCUCUCUGCCUUCUCCACUGCCAUGCUCAUCCUCUCUAAUCUGGUUUUCCUUGGGGGGGUACAUGUUGGCAGAAUCUUCUGGAAGCGUGUCUUCAUUCAAGGCUGGUCCACCAUGGCCCCGCCUAUGCUGGCUUUUCUCUACUGCUUUGCUCAGAUUGGACUUGAGUGGACUUCUCACCCACCAUGAGUCACCUUGACUUUGUAUCGGAACGAGAAUCCCUGCUACCAGACAACCAGCACAACCUGCUAAGUCCAAUGCCUUGUCUUUACCAGCCAGAGUCUCUGUGGCGAACCUGGCUCACAGCCACAGAAUCCGUCCAAACCUGGCUGAAGUGCAGCUGAGCAGCCACUUUUCACAACCUGCAAGACUGGACAAAAUCUGUCUGUAAGCUGAGACUUAAAGGCUCAGUGCUGAUUCUCUCUAAGGAGAGAGUUUCCUACUUUGUGGAAAAUGUAGUUGCACACAAACUGUAAUAGAAUGAUAUUCAGGGCCGUGUGUAAUAGGAGUCUCUGCAGAGUUUCUACUCAAUAAGCUUCACGGAAUCACUGUUAUUCUAAGAAAACGUAAAAGAAAAUAUGAACCCUGAAUCUGUCUUCUUUUUAUGACUCUAUGUUAUUGCUCAAUGGUGCUAUAAGCCGGAAGAAUGCUAAUUUUAUAUUUACAUCCUCCUUUAGCUCACCAUAAACACAUUUGUGUUUUCAGAGGUAGACCAAAGGCCCAGCAGACUGACUAAAGCAGCAGGAACCGGAUCAAUGUCAUUGGCGACGUAGAAUGACACUUAAUAUUAGUAGAUGUAGGGCUUAAAAGCUUUAGCGGAACUACACACUAACUUUUUAUUCUGCAAAGUAACAAUGAUAGGUGACAUUUAUCCAUCGGAAUGCAGGGGAAAGCUAUUGUUUGAGCAAGACAAACAAGCUGUUUGUUUUGUGCUAAUGUGUUGUUAUACAAUGCCUUGUAUUUCCAAAAUGUCCUGUACAAUACCUCCGUCUACAUUUGGAUUAAAACCUUGUAUUUCACGUCUUUUGAUUAUAAAUAUUCAUCCAUGUUAUAAUGGAUAACCUUACUGUACCUGAUGCAAGGCAUCAUUCAUAGUUUCUCUGUUCAAGCAGUCAGUCAGGAGUGUUUGGAUUAUGUUGAAGGGGUUAACCUGCAACCCCAAUGACUGAGAAGCACCUCCAACAUAGACUUAUAAAACUCUUUUAGAACUUUUUUAAAUUAUUUUUUAAAGGAUAACACUGUUGUAAUUCAACAUUUGUCUUCAAAUCCUGUGAAAAGACCAAAAACAACAUGCCUGUUUUGGAAUAAUUUCCGACUUCCCUACCCUGCCUCAGGCAUGCUGCCCUCCGUCUUAGUUUUUUGCAAACUAAACCAAUAGUCAAUAAUGUAUUUUCAGCUGCAGAUUGAUACGUGGUGCACUUAUUUAGGACAGUUUUAUGUGAGAACAACAUGUCAGCCAGUGUAACAGUGUGACCCAUUGAUAAAAAAAGAUUUUAGACAAUCAUGGCACUCUAUGACACAGAGGAAUAAGCUGUAUCAGACAAUAAUUAGUGAGACGGAUUUAAUUGAAUUAGUUGUUUUUGGUCUUUUUGUCAGUUUUAUUGACAAAAAGUUAAAUAAGAAUAUCACCAGACUUUUCCUUUUAAGAGAUGUUGAAGAUGUUUGUCAAACUAUUGUAAAGCAUAAUGAAUUUAGUCAUGCUCAAUAAAGGCAAGGCUUUCCCUCGACAACCCUCUUUAGUAAAGGGUUACCGCUGCAGCGGGUAGCCUGUUACCAAUUAGUCAAUCAAAAGGAAAUUUAUCAUUACCAAUUUUGAAAAUCGAUUCAUUGUUUCACGUUGAUUUUUCUUUUAAGCAAAAAUGCUGAAUCUUUUUCGGGUUCAAGCUUCUCACAUGUAACGAUAUUCUGCUUUUCUCUACUUUGUAUCAUUGUAAACUGAAUAUCUUUGGACUGUAUGUUGGACCAAAACAAGACAUCUGAUAACCUCACCUUGGAGUCUAAAAAAAAGUGGACUUACUGUAUUCUGAAAUUUUAUAUCCCAAACAAUCGAUGAAUCAAGAACAUAAUAGGCUGAUAAAUGGAUAAUGACAAUUGUUGUUAUUUGCAGCUUUAUUUAGGAUCAUCCGGUUGAGGCUGCCCAACAUGAAUGAGUUGACCUGAUGUAAUGGGAGAAAAAGCUUUAUCUUUUGACUAAAGUUUGACUAAUGAGCUGCAGUUUAGUCUCACACCAAGAGUACAUUACAAACAACUCUUGAUGAUAAAUUACCAAUCUCAGAAGGGUUUGCGUUUGCAUUCUAGAUUACUAUGAAUAGUUCACUUUGUAAUCCAGUAGGAGAAGAUAGUUUGUCACCAGUUUCUAAAGACAAACUUCAUGUUGCAGGAAGUAACAGGAAGCAGCUUUAAAAGCUUAUCUGUGCUUAUAUGUCUUUUGAGCUUAAAAGUGUGACGAGGCAGAAACAAUCUGAUCCUCUUGACUAUUCACUGUGCACAGCAAUGAAAGCAAACGGCUUCAGGGUAUGGUUUCCAAGGAAAUUAGUUUAAGUAUGAGUGGAUUUUAAAUCAGAAGUGUCAUCGCCGACUUCAUCAUUAACAUGAAACUCAUGUUGCUUUGGUCCUCUUCUUGUUUAUCAUUGGGUCACAACAAUUGACUGGUUUGUAUGUUCUGGUUCUCAAUCAGUCUUACCGGUACAGAUCUGUAAUUUUCCAAUCAAGGUACAGUAUAAUAACUGUCUUGUAAGAAAAUAAUUGCGUAAUCU